AAGAUCCGAUCUUAGCCAGCGAUGACGCCGAAAGAAAGAAAGCAUUCAAUGCUCGACUCACCCAUACUCACUCCAGCCCACGAAAAGCCAGCAAAGACCUUUUUGUCCAUGCUCCUCCGCGGUGCACUGCCUGCUCCCUUCUGGUUCGAAAUUUGCUCCGGCUGUUUGUGCACGCUGCACCCACCAAUGAACAUCUCCAUGUGGACAUACGCGCAAGCGCAUUUCCGUGGAGAGUGCUACCCCGACUUUUGUAGCGGUUUUUUGUUCGAUACAAGAUCCUCGACGAAUGCUGGUUAGGAGUAAUUCCAGAGUGGGAGGACGAACGGCACGGAAAUCGCGAGAAGGUUUUGAAGCCACCCAUCGGCCCUGGGGCAUGAGAAACACUUCUUGGAUCCCGAACGAUUUGACGAGCCGGCACGCAAAAUUCAUUGGAGUGUGCCUUACAACCUCAAAGAGCAUGGGAGGUCGUGGGAUACUUGGAGCGUUAGGGAUUUCGUCUGUAUGAACUGGAGAGGCUGGAUGACAUGAUACGGAGAUGCUGGGUUGAAGAGCACGAGGAGAAGUAGUAAGAUUUCGUGUUCCACGAGCUCUACCUCUAUGGUAUAAGAAUCAGCAGCACCAACGAGCAGCUUGCAAAUCGACUGGGUGCAGCCGUGCUCGGUACUGGAGGAAUUUGCCUGAUCGUCGGGGGUCGCUUGCGAGGAUGGGACCAAAAUCACCGAGAGGCUGAGGUCGUCUGCAGAUAUUCGUGCGCUUGUGGAAGAUGCGCGCUGGAUGGAGACAUCGACAAGAUGUGCGCAGACGAAAGAUCCUCGCGCAUGACGACAAGCGAACGACGCUUCGAGCAAAAUCUGGCAUACAUUGUAUGGCUCCAAAUGCAAAAAUACGACCUAGACAACUACAGCGCGAUCGACGCAGAUCUCCAAGGCGAACCUCUCGAUGAAUUGGAGAAGGAGACUCUGACAAUAUAUGAUGAGUGUGUAUAUGAGCGCUCAUCAGCCUUGCUAUACACUCACGUCGGCGCGGAGAUCAAUGCUGUCCUGAGUAUGUGAAGGAUUGUAGUUAUUUCACGCCUACUCUAUCAAGCUCAUCAGCCUCUUU
This is a messenger RNA of Pseudocercospora fijiensis CIRAD86, 1101 nucleotides long. RefSeq lists its product as uncharacterized. Bases 792 to 1052 code for a protein of 86 amino acids. The transcript has a single exon. NCBI's taxonomy places the organism in Eukaryota, Fungi, Ascomycota, Dothideomycetes, Mycosphaerellales, Mycosphaerellaceae. The record is from RefSeq and is a predicted model, not a curated record.